This is a messenger RNA of Bursaphelenchus xylophilus (pine wood nematode), 711 nucleotides long. The record is from the annotation of a GenBank genome assembly. Lineage: Eukaryota; Metazoa; Nematoda; Chromadorea; Rhabditida; Aphelenchoididae.
AUGCUCAAGAUGCGGUCGAUCUUGGUCCUCCUUGCCCUUGUCUUCAUUGGUCUCUCGGCUUCUCCAGGGCCUUAUUAUAUCAAGAAGCACGUGCAACCCGGAUAUAUUAUACUCUGUAAGUUUGGGGGAGACUUAAUGGUUAAAAAAAAGGUUUCAAAACAAAAAUUUUAAUGGUUAAAAUUGAACGUUAGUGGGCCAGAAAAUGGUGGGGUUGUUUUCAAAUUUGUUGCCAUUUGUCAUUGGCAAAAAACUUCGAAACUGAAAAAUCCAGAAGCCAUGAAAACCGGGAGUAUCAGUCUGUCGGGAAAAUAAUGAGCACAGCGUCGCUGCGCCAGUUUCGUGGCUGAAUUGAAAAGCAAUUUGAUUUUGCCGCGACACAAUUCAUUUUCUUGGCGGCGAUGCGAUUUUCAAUGCGACAGAGUGCUCAGUAUUUUCCCGACAGACCGAUCGUAAAAAAAACCAGCGUUUAUCCGGCUCUGUCAGCCAUAGAUUAAUCUAAUUUUGCAAAGCAUUUUUAUUUUGUAAAUAUUUUCAGUGAGGCCUCAGUGUAGGGACUUGUGGGACUGUGCAGACCAUUGCCCGUUCGAUUUUAUGGAGUACAAGUGUUCUGAAAGCGGUUGCCACUGCCAAGCGUUGCCGUGGCAGCUGAGUCAGGCCUACCCGGAAUACAAGGACAUCUUCGACGCCAAAAGUCCCAUUAUGCAAGUGUAA